This is a messenger RNA of Crotalus tigris (Tiger rattlesnake), 683 nucleotides long. RefSeq names its product zinc finger protein 664-like. Lineage: Eukaryota; Metazoa; Chordata; Lepidosauria; Squamata; Viperidae. Gene Ontology annotation, biological process: regulation of transcription by RNA polymerase II. The record is from RefSeq and is a predicted model, not a curated record. Gene Ontology annotation, cellular component: PcG protein complex; transcription regulator complex. Bases 254 to 583 code for a protein of 109 amino acids. Gene Ontology annotation, molecular function: RNA polymerase II cis-regulatory region sequence-specific DNA binding; DNA-binding transcription factor activity, RNA polymerase II-specific. The transcript has a single exon.
GUAUAGAAUGUGGAAAGACUUUCAGUCACAACAGUGCCCUUACUUCUCAUAAGAGGAUCCACACAGGAGAGAAACCAUUUCAGUGUAUAGAAUGUGGAAAGACUUUCAGUCACAACAGUUCCCUUAUUUAUCAUAAGAUUCACACAGGAGAGAAACCGUUUCAGUGUAUAGAAUGUGGAAAGACUUUCAGUCACAACAGUUCCCUUAUUUAUCAUAAGAUUCACACAGGAGAGAAACCGUUUCAGUGUAUAGAAUGUGGAAAGACUUUCAGUCACAACAGUUCCCUUCUCAUAAGAGGAUCCACACAGGAGAGAAACCGUUUCAGUGUAUAGAAUGUGGAAAGAACUUCAGCACAAGCAGUAACCUUAGUUCCCAUAAAAAUAUCCACACAGGAGAGAAACCCCAUCAAUGCAUAGAAUGUGGGAAGAACUUCUGCACAAGGUAUGAUCUUACUUCACAUAAAAGGGUUCACACAGGAGAGAAACCAUUUCAGUGUAUAGAAUGUGGAAAGACUUUCAGUCACAACAGUUCCCUUACUUAUCAUAAGAGGAUCCACACAGGUGAGACCUAUCAAUGCAUGUAGUGUGGAAAGAAUUUCAGGAAAAAUAGUGACUUUAUUUCCCAUAAAAGGGUUCACAUAGAGGAGCAACUAGAGGUAGUUCUUGAAUUGCAACCAUAAUGGA